This is a messenger RNA of Alnus glutinosa, 1945 nucleotides long. Its product is annotated as pectinesterase. Lineage: Eukaryota; Viridiplantae; Streptophyta; Magnoliopsida; Fagales; Betulaceae. The transcript is spliced from 2 exons. Gene Ontology annotation, biological process: cell wall modification. The record is from RefSeq and is a predicted model, not a curated record. Bases 68 to 1726 code for a protein of 552 amino acids. Gene Ontology annotation, molecular function: pectinesterase activity; pectinesterase inhibitor activity.
UUUCCUUUUAGCAAAGAUAAGCACAGAGGAGAAACCUUGGUAGAUCUGACUAGCUAACACCACAGCCAUGGCAACCCAUCAACCUCUAUUAGAGAACCCCAAAACUUCACACUGCAAGACUCUAUACCUAAUUCUCUCCAUAGCUGCCAUCGUAAGCUCAUCUGCGGCAGUACUUGUCGUCGCUACCCAUCUUCUAAAACCCAUCUCCUCCGAUCCCCUCCUACACCUUCCCAUCUGCGAUCAAGCUGACAACCGGGAAUCAUGCUUAGCCAUGGUCUCAGAAGUGGUCCGGGAUACAAACACGAUCAGGCAAAUGGACGGUGUCCAUCAGCUGCAGGUGUUCUUGAAAAGAUCCACAUCCGAAAUACAGAAAGCAAUGAAGACGGCCAAAGAUGUCAACCAUAGAAUCAACGAUCCUAAAGUAGUGGCGGGUUUGCUUGAUUGUGUGCAGCUGAUGGACUUGUCUAGGGACAGGAUCUUGGACAGCAUAGUUGGUCUAGAAAACAUUACUAGCCGUUCCCUUGAAGAUGCCCAUUCAUGGCUAAGUAGUGUGCUCACCAACCAUGUCACGUGCUUGGAUGGACUACACGGGUCAGCCCGGACCACGAUGGAGCCUGGGCUCGAGGACCUGAUAUCAAGAGCCAGAACCUCCCUAGCCAUGCUUGUUGCCGUUUCUUCACCUUUUAAAACCAAAGAGAAUAUUGAGCCAUUGAACGGGAAAUUCCCGUCGUGGGUCACGAGCAGGGACCGGAGGCUUUUGCAAGCUUUGGCCAAGGAAAUCAAAGCUAAUGUUGUGGUGGCCAAGGAUGGGAGUGGGAACUACAAGACUGUGAAAGAAGCUGUGGCGUCGGCACCAAAUAAUGGAAAAACUAGGUACGUUAUUUAUGUGAAGAAGGGGAAAUAUAAAGAGAAUGUUGAGGUAGGGAAGAGUAAAAAGAACGUCAUGAUCGUUGGUGAUGGCAUGGAUUCGACCAUUAUCACCGGUAGCUUGAAUGUUGUUGACGGAUCCACUACUUUCAAAUCUGCUACUCUAGCUGCUGUUGGUGAUGGAUUCAUAGCUCAAGACAUCUGGUUCCAAAACACAGCUGGGCCGAAGAAGCACCAAGCAGUGGCACUCCGCGUCGGGGCCGACCAAUCCGUCAUAAACCGCUGCCGCAUUGAUGCCUACCAGGACACUCUUUAUGCCCACUCCAACCGGCAAUUCUACCGAGACUCCUACAUCACUGGAACAGUGGAUUUCAUCUUCGGCAACGCGGCUGUCGUGUUACAAAACUGUACAAUAGUAGCCCGAAAGCCCAUGAGUGGACAGACCAACAUGGUCACGGCCCAAGGCCGAACUGACCCAAACCAAGCCACAGGGACUUCUAUCCAAAACUGUGACAUAAUAGCAAGCCCUGAUCUUGAGCCCGUAAAGGGCUCAAUCAGAUCAUUUUUGGGCCGUCCUUGGAAGGAGUAUUCAAGAACCGUUGUCAUGCAGUCUUACAUAGGUGACCAUAUUGAUCCGGCCGGGUGGUCUGUGUGGAGCGGGGAUUUUGCCUUAAAAACAUUGUAUUAUGGGGAGUAUAUGAACAAGGGACCAGGUGCCGGCACGAGCGAGAGAGUGAAAUGGCCUGGUUAUCAUGCCAUUACUAAAGCAGAGGAAGCCAAAAAAUUUACAGUUGCUGAGCUGAUACAAGGAGGGUAUUGGUUGAAGUCCACUGGAGUGGCUUACACAGAAGGGUUGUGAAUAUAUAUGGCUCACACUUCUGAGUUUUCUCUCUAGCUAGCUUGUUUCAAUAAGUGAAGCUUGUGGCUUUUGCUUAGGCUUCGUUUGAACACUACUAUGUUAAUUAGUGAUUAUGGUGUGGCUUUAUCUAAUAGAAGCAGUAAACGAAACAACAACCUUAUCUGAUGAAGAAGACAUAAUGGAGAGGAGCCUAUUAAAAAUUGAUAGCUAGUUGGUUUA